Messenger RNA from Epithele typhae, 1659 nucleotides. Its product is annotated as carotenoid ester lipase precursor. The transcript is spliced from 12 exons. NCBI's taxonomy places the organism in Eukaryota, Fungi, Basidiomycota, Agaricomycetes, Polyporales, Epitheliaceae. Bases 1 to 1659 code for a protein of 552 amino acids. The record is from RefSeq and is a predicted model, not a curated record.
AUGCCACGCCUCAACUCCUUCCUCAAAGCCGCUCUCUCAACUCUUUGCCUGUCGCAAGUGACGAAAGCCCAGCCCGACGCUACUGUGCAGCUCGACAACGCGACGGUUAUAGGUGUCCCCAACGUCAACUUCGUCACCUUCUUUGGCAUUCCUUUCGCUCUACCACCUGUUGGAGAUCUCCGGCUUCAGAUUCCCUGGCCGAAUGCACCAUACACGGGCACAAUCAACGCGACCUCGCCAGGCACGCAGUGCUGGCAGAAGAUGACCACGCCCCCAAAGCUCCCGCCUUCCGCUCCACCUGCUGUCGGCGUGUUCUUGCAGGAGAUCACGACAACGAGCUCACAAGUGCAGAGCGAAGAUUGUGAGCUUGAACUUGAACGUGAUCAUCCCUGUGGGGCGAAGGAAGGAGACAACCUCCCUGUCGCAGCGUGGAUCUUUGGAGGAGGAAACGAGUUCGGAUCGAAUCUGCAGGUGCCUGGCGAAAACGUCGUCAACCGGUCUGUGUUGAUAGAGAAGCCUAUCAUAUUCGUAUCCAUGAACUAUCGCCUCAACGGGUUUGGGUUCCUCGGAGGACGAGAGGUUCAGGAGGCGGGUGUCGGCAAUCUAGGUCUUCACGAUCAGCGCGAGGCUUUGCGCUGGAUUCAGAAGUACAUCCGGAAGUUCGGGGGUGACCCCACAAAGGUCACCAUCUGGGGCGAGAGCGCGGGUGGAGAAGGUGUCGCCAUGCAGAUGCUCGCAAACGACGGCGACUCCGAAGGCCUCUUCCGUGGCGCAUGGAUGGAGUCUGGAUCCACAACGUUUACAGGCGACUUCGCUCAAGAUCUGCAGCCCAACUUCGACACCAUUGUUCAAAACACCGGAUGUGCCAAUCAGAUGAACAAGCUCAUGUGCUUGAGAAGUGUCGACGUCAACACGCUGGUGCAAGCAAUUAGCGACACGGAGGGUUUCUUGAGUUUCUCGGCUAUCGCCUCUCCCUACGCCGCUGUGCGUGCAGACGGAAAAUUCGUCAAGAAGCCUCCCCAGAAACUCGUCCUUUCUGGGAGCAUCGCGAACGUCCCCUUCGUGCUCGGCUCAAACCAAGACGAAGGGACACUCUUCUCUGUCUCUUCGCUCAACCUCACCACCGAGGCUCAGGCGCAGGCGUACAUCCACGGCAACUACUACUCCAAAAUCCCCCAGGCGAAGAUAGCCGAGCUCUUCAGACUCUACCCCGCCGACCCCGCCGCGGGCUCGCCGUUCAGGACGGGCCACAACUUCACGAUCACGCCCGUAUACAAACAGAUAUCCGCCUUCCAAGGUGAUCUCCUCGUCAACAGCCCGCGCCGGUUCCUGCUCAACCGGCGUGGGGAGAAGCAGGGCGCGUGGACGUUUUUGAGCGAGCGCAGCAAGAUCCCCGGUCUCGGCGCGGCGCACACUACGGAGGUGCCGAUCAUCUACGGCGGCGGCGACCUCACGGAUUACCUGAUCCGCUUCGUCAAUGACCUCGACCCAAACGGGGCGGAGAACAGCAGCGCGAUGUACUGGCCGAAGUGGACGAAGCACGAGCGGAGCUCACUCACGCUUCUCGACGGUAAUGUGACGCUGGUGGUGCAGCUGGACACGUUCAGGGAGGAGGCGAUCGAGCUCGUGACCGAGUUGAGCUUCACGCAGAAUGCGUGA